Molecule: messenger RNA, 956 nt
Organism: Abrus precatorius (Indian licorice)
Lineage: Eukaryota; Viridiplantae; Streptophyta; Magnoliopsida; Fabales; Fabaceae
Product: 22.0 kDa class IV heat shock protein-like
Exons: 1
Coding region: 112-717 (201 amino acids)
Biological process (GO): response to salt stress; protein complex oligomerization; response to heat
Source: RefSeq, a predicted model, not a curated record
CAAGCCAAACUACACUGCCAUAGUCUAGCCGAGUCAUCACCAUUAUCUGUCAUUCUCCUCUACCUUUUCCCCAAAUACCAAAGCAACAUACAUUCACUUCCCAGUAUACAAAUGAAGCUGCAAAUACAACAGCAAAACCUGUUCUUGGUGCCAUUUUUCUUGCUCUUUAUUGCUGCUUUUCCUUCAAAAGCAAAUGGGUCUCUGCUACCAUUUAUAGAUCCUCCCAGCAGUCUAUUGGCUGAUCUAUGGUCUGAUCGCUUGCCAGACCCAUUUCGUGUGCUAGAACAGAUUCCAAUUGGGGUUGGCAAAGAUGAACCAUCCAUGGCUCUAUCACCCACAAGAGUGGACUGGAAGGAGACACCAGAGGGGCAUGUGAUAAUGCUGGACGUGCCAGGGUUGAAGAGAGAUGAGAUAAAGAUAGAGGUGGAAGAGAAUAGGGUGUUGAGAGUAAGUGGUGAGAGAAAGAAGGAGGAAGAGAAGAAAGGUGAUCACUGGCACAGGGUGGAGAGGUCCUAUGGCAAGUUUUGGAGACAAUUUAGGUUGCCGGAAAAUGUUGACUUGGAUUCUGUGAAGGCUAAGUUGGAAAAUGGGGUGCUUACUUUGACACUUGAAAAGCUGUCACCUGAUAAGAUCAAAGGUCCCAGGGUGGUGAGCAUUGCUGGGGAGAAUGAGGAACCAGCCAAGCUAACCAAUGAUGGGGCCAAGCAAGAGCUUUGAAUGAGUUGGUGGAUCAUGGAGACCAAGUUAAUCUUUCUUGAGUGUCAGUGAAUGAUCAGUUAUUAAAAUGGAAAAUGCUUUUUAAUUCUGCGUUUAAUUUGUGAAUAAAAAGGUUCCACCAAGACCUUUGGUGGUUUUGGUGGAAGGAAUGGGUUGUUAGUUAAUCUUUGAUGAGAAGAUGAGUGAGUCAACUGUCAAGUUGUAAUGUACAGGCUUUACUACUCUCGUAAUAAAUUGAC